CACAAAAGAAGAGCUUUUUUUGGCAUAUCCUCACAGAGAGAGAGAAGAAGAAGCUGACCGGAGAAGACGAAGCAAGUUCGAAACUUUCGUCUGUGAGUUUUACUUCCUUUCCUCCUUUACUCAUCUCCCACAUUAGCACGCUUAGUAUUCUCCAUCCUGAUCUUGAUUCCACCGCUAAAGUCUCGACCUUUUUGUACAGUCACUUGAGAUUUCGCAUUCAGGAAUCGAUUUACGGUGGUGGGUGUGUGAGUAAUGGACGGGAAGCUUCCUCAAGGAGUUGCUGUUCGUGGUGGAGCUUCUUCCUACGGAGGAUUCGAUCUUCAAGGCCCCCUGAGCCAGCAUCUCCAAGGUCUUCCCUUUACUAUGGUUUCAGGACAAACCUGUGGUCAUCACUUGUCUGAGCAGCAUAAAGGCGAAAGAGAGAGUGAUGAUGAUGAACAACCAAGUUUCAACGAGGAAGCAACUAAAGGGUCUCCAUGGCAGCGAGUGAAGUGGACUGAUAAGAUGGUGAAGCUGUUGAUAACCGCUGUGUCUUAUAUAGGUGAUGACUCGUCUAUGGAUGGUGGCGGUAGAAGAAAGUUUGCUGCUUUACAGAAAAAGGGCAAGUGGAAGUCUGUUUCUAAGGUUAUGUCUGAGAGAGGCUAUCAUGUUUCGCCUCAGCAGUGUGAGGAUAAGUUUAAUGAUUUGAAUAAACGUUAUAAGAAGCUUAACGAUAUGCUUGGUAGAGGAACUUCUUGUCAGGUUGUUGAGAAUCCUAAGCUUUUGGAUUCUAUUGGGUAUUUGAAUGAUAAGGAGAAGGAUGAUGUAAGAAAAAUCAUGAGUUCUAAGCAGUUGUUCUAUGAGGAGAUGUGUUCUUACCACAAUGGGAACAGGUUGCAUUUGCCUCAUGACUUUGCUUUGCAGCGCUCGCUUCAGGUUGCGCUUAGAAGCAGAGAUGAUCAGCAUCGAGUUGAGGAUCUUGAUGAUGAGGAUCAUGAUGGGGAAGGUGAUGAGCAUGAUGAUGAUGUUGACCAUGGGGAUUGUAGGGUUGUUGGUGGUCCUUUGAAGAGGGCGAGACAGAGCCAUAGCCAUAGCCAUGAAGGUGUUGAUCAUCAGGGCCAUGUGAAUUCUCUGGAAUGCAAUAAGGUCACUUUGGCUCUACCUCAAGGUGGGGCUGAGAGUGGGAGGUCAGCUUCUGUUCAGAAGCAGUGGAUUGAGUCUAGGACUCUCCAGCUAGAAGAGCAGAAGCUUCAGAUUCAAGUUGAAUUGCUGGAAUUGGAGAAACAGAGAUUCAGGUGGGAGAGGUUUAGCAAGAAAAGAGAUCAAGAGCUAGAGAGAAUGAGGAUGGAGAAUGAGAGGAUGAAACUUGAGAAUGAUAGGAUGGGACUGGAGUUGAAACAAAGGGUGCUGGGUGUUGAGUUAUAACGGAAUUAGCUUUUUGUGUUUUCUUUCUUUCUUGAUUGGUAUAUAGAGCUUCGCUAAAAUGAAGACUAGUUUUGUGUUAUUGUAAGCUUUUUUUUUUUGAUUGAAAUGAUCUCGAGACUUUGAUGUGAGAGAUCAUUGUGGUUGCAUGCAGUGAGGAAUGAUUUGUUUAGGAAAAGCACCUCUUGGUCACUUUCUUCAUCAUUCUGAUGUAUUAUUAUCUCUGACAUGUUAAUCCGAUUUUCCGAAUGUAACAAAUGUUUCAUUUUGUA
Brassica napus (rape) is the source of this 1673-nucleotide messenger RNA. RefSeq lists its product as uncharacterized. The transcript has 2 exons. The coding region runs from base 253 to 1404 and encodes 383 amino acids. NCBI's taxonomy places the organism in Eukaryota, Viridiplantae, Streptophyta, Magnoliopsida, Brassicales, Brassicaceae. The record is from RefSeq and is a predicted model, not a curated record.